This is a messenger RNA of Dissoconium aciculare CBS 342.82, 882 nucleotides long. Its product is annotated as NAD(P)-binding protein. Gene Ontology annotation, molecular function: oxidoreductase activity, acting on NAD(P)H, oxygen as acceptor. Lineage: Eukaryota; Fungi; Ascomycota; Dothideomycetes; Mycosphaerellales; Dissoconiaceae. The record is from RefSeq and is a predicted model, not a curated record. The transcript has a single exon. Gene Ontology annotation, cellular component: intracellular anatomical structure. The coding region runs from base 1 to 882 and encodes 293 amino acids.
AUGCCGUCCACCGCGACUGAUGUGUUUCGAGCCGGCGCCAAUGCCCUCAUCACCGGCGCAGGUUCCGGCGUCGGACUCGCAGUGGCGCAACUGUGCGCUUCGCACAAGAUGAAUCUCAUCUUGGUCGACAACAAUGCCCAAGCCCUCGCCAAUGCCAAGACCUCUCUCCCAGAUGGUACCAACAUCGAGGUCCACACCAUGGACGUCUCUUCAUUGAACGAGUGGAACGAGCUCAAGACCAAAGUCGAGGCCGGCGGAAGGGAGUUAGACCUGUUGCACCUGAAUGCGGGAAUCGGCGCCAACGGAGACUGGACCGACACCCAGUAUUUCCAGACCAUCUUCGCGACCAACCUGUUCGGCGUCGUGAACGGCCUCAACGUCUUCGUCCCGCAUUUCCAACAGCCGCAGCAGCGCAGCCAGAGAGCCAUCAUCGUCACGGGUUCCAAGCAAGGCAUCACCAACCCCCCCUCGAACCCGGCCUACAACGCCAGCAAGAGCGCCAUCAAGACCCUGACGGAACACCUCUCCUUCGACCUCGCCAAGUCGAGCCCGCGGACAAGCGUGCAUCUCCUCGUCCCAGGCUGGACCUUCACCGGCCUGACCGGCGGCGGGUCCACCAAGGAGAAACCGGCGGGUGCGUGGGCGCCGGAGCAGGUGGCGGAGUAUCUGUACCGGAAGAUGUCGGAGGGCAAAUUCUACGUCAUCUGCCCUGACAACGAUGUCGAUUGGGAGACGGAUCGGAAACGCAUGACCUGGACGAUGGGGGACAUUGUUUACGAACGACAGCCGCAGAGUCGGUGGCGCGAGGAAUACAAACAGGAGGCGACCGAGACGAUGGAGAAGAUGCGAUUGGGCACGGAACAGCUUGGAUCUUCGUCAUAG